AGAAAAGCACGCAGCGGCCACUAGGUAAAGAAAAUGGCCGACGUGGAAAUGGAUUUACAAAGCGAGAGGCUGAAUAAUGGGAAAGAAGAUUUGAGGAGUCCACAGAAUGAGAACAGUGAAAUGUCCGAAGAGGAUGAGGAGGAGGGUGCAGGGCAAGCUGAGGUGAAUGGGGGAAACCAAGAUGAAGCCGUAAAACCUCACAGUGGCGGCAAACACAAGAAAAAGAAACACAAGCACCGCAGCAAGCACAAGAAGCACAAACAUGCAUCUGAAGAAGAAAAGGAGCGCAAACGAAAACACAAACACAAACAUAAGAAGCACAGGCGCAAGGAGGGUAAACUACCGUCCUCUGGAGUUAUCGACCAGAAGGCUGACAAUGCCUCCCCUUCUUCUGAGAACCCAAAUGUGGAUGACCGAGUUCUGCUAGAGGACUUGGAGAAGCAGAGAGCUCUGAUCAAAGCUGAGCUGGAUAGCCAGCUUAUGGAAGGCAAAGUUCAAUCAGGAAUGGGCCUUAUUCUGCAGGGCUAUAACUCAGGCUCUGAGGAGGAUGGAGAUGGACAGAGGCCCAGAAAUGGUGAGCAAAAAGGGAGUGAGGGUAAAACGCGCUCACCAAGGGACCGUAGCAGUAAGAGUGGAAAACCAGCAAAGCCGGACUCACCAGAUAAAACCAGCGCAAAAAUUCACAGCCACUCUAGAGACCGAAUGGCAAAAGAGAGCAGAGGUAGCCGGCUAAGUAAUAGUGGGAAAGAGAUAGCCAAGGAAUACAGCAGAUCCAAAGACAGGAAGGGUACACAGAGCCAAAACCAAUCUCGUGAGGCAGUAAAGAAAUCACAAUCUCCAUCCAGCAAGAGGCGCUCAGCAGAAAGAAAAGCCGAGCAAAAAGGGUGCUCAUCAGAAGGAAAGGAAGCUCAAGCAGAAAGACACUCCUCUCCUCGUGUAGAGGAACGAAGGACUACUCAGGUGCAGGGCAGGCUGCGAUCGAGUUCACCAGCACACUCUCACAAUCAGAGGUCUCAUUCCAAAAAUGGACGCCCAGACGCAGACAGGGACACACGGCCUGGCAAAUCGCCUACCAAGGACCCCUCAUCAGGAAAAGAAAACCGCUCGCCACGCCACAGACAAGGAUCAAGUUCGCUGCGCCGGCGUAGCUCCUCCACCCACCAGAGGGAGCGCCAGUCGCAUCAGGGAGCAUCAAGUUCCAAACAGAGCUACUCUCCUUCCAGGAACAGGUCCCCUGCGAGAAGGGGGCGUAGUCGUUCAGCUGAUCACAGAAAAGACUCACCACCUAGGAAACGUUCUCGUGUAGAUGGGACUGGAAGGUCAUAUGAGACCAGCCCAGCACGAAGAAGGGUCAGCCGUUCACCACUUAGACGAAGAUCUCUGUCCCCACGGCGACAGUCGCGUACCUCACCAAGAAGACGGAGUCGAUCUCCUUUUAGACGAAGGUCUGGUGAGAGGGAUCGGUUUGGCUACACCAGAGCUCGUCGCUCCACAUCUAGAGAACGUGAGCGCAGGAGGAGGCGGAGCCGAGACGAGGACAAGUACAAGGGCAGUUUGUCAGAGGGCAUGAAGAUGGAUCAGGAUUCCUCUUCGGACGAUGUGAUGGAAGAUUUUGAUGCUGAAGAGGAGGAUGAGGAGGCUCUGAUUGAGAAGCGACGACAGCAGCGACUGGCUAUAAUGCAGAAAUACCGGGCAUUAAACGAUGACAGCAACAUGGGCUCAGUGACGUCAGAGCCGAGCAGUCCCCAGAGCAGCACACGCAGCCGCUCUGCCUCACCAGACGACAUCCUGGAGCGUGCUGCUGCUGACGUUAAGGAGUACGAGCGUGAAAAUGUGAACACGUUUGAGGCCAGUGUGAAGGCUAAGUACAACCUCAUUGCCCAGGAGAAAGAGGGCACAAAUGUAAAGAAGCCUUCUGCCCCUGACAUGUUUACAGAGUCAGACGACAUGUUUGCUGCAGAUUUUGACAGUGCCAGGCUUAGGGCUGUUGGAGUUGGCAAAGACUUUAAGGAAAACCCAAAUCUUAGGGACAACUGGACUGAUGCUGAAGGAUAUUAUCGUGUGAACAUUGGUGAGACACUGGAUAAACGCUACGAUGUCUAUGGCUACACGGGGCAGGGUGUAUUCAGCAAUGUCGUCCGUGCUAGAGACACUGCCCGUGCUGGCCAAGAGGUGGCAGUCAAGAUCAUCCGCAACAACGAGCUCAUGCAAAAGACGGGGCUGAAGGAGUUGGAGUUUCUGAAGAAACUUAAUGAUGCUGAUCCAGAUGAUAAAUUCCAUUGCUUGCGCCUCUUCAGACAUUUCUACCACAAACAGCACUUGUGUCUGGUGUUUGAGCCUCUUAGCAUGAAUCUUCGAGAGGUCUUGAAGAAGUAUGGUAAAGAUGUUGGCCUUCACAUAAAGGCUGUUCGUUCUUACAGCCAGCAGCUUUUUCUGGCCUUGAAGCUUUUAAAGCGUUGUAAUAUUCUACAUGCUGACAUCAAACCGGACAACAUAUUGGUGAAUGAAUCAAAGACUAUCCUCAAACUGUGUGAUUUUGGUUCAGCCUCCCACAUUGCUGAUAAUGACAUUACACCUUACCUGGUCAGCAGGUUCUACAGAGCUCCUGAGAUCAUCAUUGGAAAGCCGUAUGAUUAUGCAAUUGAUAUGUGGUCCGUGGGUUGCACCCUGUAUGAGCUUUAUACGGGAAAGAUAUUGUUUCCUGGCUCCUCCAACAACCACAUGCUCAAACUCGCCAUGGACCUUAAAGGGAAAAUGCCCAACAAGAUGAUACGGAAAGGUUUAUUUAAAGAUCAACAUUUCGACCAGAACCUUAACUUUCUGUACAUAGAAGUGGACAAAGUGACUGAAAGGGAGAAAGUGACUGUGAUGAGCACUAUUAAUCCAACUAAAGACCUGCUGGCAGACCUGAUUGGCAUCCAGAGGCUUCCAGAAGAGCAGAGAAAGAAAGUGAUGCAGCUUAAGGAUUUGUUCGAUGGCACACUGAUGUUGGACCCUGCCAAGCGCAUUAGUAUAAACCAAGCCCUGCAACAUUCAUUCAUUCAGGACAAGAUCUGACCUGACCAAUUUUCUCUGUUUCAUGUCUCACUUUUUUUAGCCUUCCACUAGAACUAUAUUGUCCUGCCAGUUCCUUUUUUGGAUAUCAACCAUGCAAUUCAAGUUUAGUUCUAUUCCCAGUCUAAUUUUCAUGUUUUCUUUAGUGUAAAAUAAUGAAUAACUGUGUUGGAUUUGUUAAAUGGUUGGAGCUGUGCUCGAUAGAGGGUUCUAACCAACAGCACUGGAGUUGGACUGAACUAUAUUCUAGAAUGUUUGAAACCAUUCGAUUAUUUUUUUUGUUUGUUUCCUAGUUCCCCCCCCCACCCCCAUUUUGUUUUAUAAGCAUUUGUUUUUUCUCAUUACUUUCUUUGAAUGAUCUUUUUAUUGUAAAUAAUCAAUUCAAUGUUGCAUUUUCACACAAGACGUGCGUUUUUUUUUUCUGCAGUUGUUAGGUUUAAUUUAUCAUCCUAUUUAAACUGAGGAUGUUGUCUGCAAAAAAGUGUGAACACCAGUAAGGCUAGUUUAAAUGUGAUGUUUGAUUAUGCAUGCACAUGUAUGAACAGAGAGAAACAUGAACGUGGCAUUGUUCACAUACUUGCCUGCAUUCCUUAUGUACAUCUGGAGGAUUAAAAGCAACAUCCACUCGAUCACACGUCAAAUGAAAUAUACUAGAAUUUUAUGUUUA
Clarias gariepinus (North African catfish) is the source of this 3721-nucleotide messenger RNA. RefSeq names its product pre-mRNA processing factor 4Bb (gene prpf4bb). Gene Ontology annotation, biological process: peptidyl-serine phosphorylation; mRNA cis splicing, via spliceosome; peptidyl-threonine phosphorylation. Gene Ontology annotation, molecular function: protein serine/threonine kinase activity; ATP binding. The transcript has 15 exons. NCBI's taxonomy places the organism in Eukaryota, Metazoa, Chordata, Actinopteri, Siluriformes, Clariidae. The record is from RefSeq and is a predicted model, not a curated record. The coding region runs from base 34 to 3057 and encodes 1007 amino acids.